Panonychus citri (citrus red mite) is the source of this 1959-nucleotide messenger RNA. Its product is annotated as mitogen-activated protein kinase 14A-like. Gene Ontology annotation, biological process: protein phosphorylation; intracellular signal transduction. NCBI's taxonomy places the organism in Eukaryota, Metazoa, Arthropoda, Arachnida, Trombidiformes, Tetranychidae. The record is from RefSeq and is a predicted model, not a curated record. The transcript has 8 exons. Gene Ontology annotation, molecular function: MAP kinase activity; ATP binding. Gene Ontology annotation, cellular component: cytoplasm; nucleus. Bases 509 to 1567 code for a protein of 352 amino acids.
CUUUGGUUAUCUUCAAGUCAACAAUAAAUCUUAUCCUUAUCUUGACCAUCACUUUUUAUACAUCAAAUGUUGACCUUUCACUUAUGUUGUCACCUUUUCGUUGUCCAAUCAAUUUGAAUUUCAAUUGUGAGGGAACAAUUUAUUGAUUACACUCUCUUUAAAUGGUAAAGAUGAGAGACAUUGGAAAGAUGAAGAGGGAGAGAAAAUAACAAAACAAUUUCUCUUUGGCUAAAGAGAAUUUCUAUAAUUUUCUAUUCUAUUCUAUUUCAUAAUGGUCGCCAUUUGUGUGUCAUGUGUUGAUGGCACUUUCUCAUCUCGUGGACAAGGAAAUAGAGACAUUGUAUCUGUAUUGAUUAUGUGAUUUCCUAUCCGUUCACAAUCAACUCACUCAAACAGAUUGAAACAAAUGUUAAGGAGCCUUAGGUAAACGUCAACAAUUAAAAAAGCUAAUCUAAGUGAAGUUAAUAUUACAUGUGAUUAUCUUUUUCCUCGCGUAAAAAAAGACAACAUGAUGGACCUGAGAGCUGAUUUUUACCAAGUUGAAUUCAACCGGACAAUUUGGGAGAUUCCAGUUAAAUAUACUAAAUUGUCACCAAUCGGAUCGGGAGCCUAUGGUCAAGUUUGUUCAGCUGAUGAUUUAUCUUUUAGUCGGCGAGUGGCUAUUAAAAAGCUCGCUCGUCCUUUUCAAUCUGCGAUCCAUGCCAAACGUACCUAUCGGGAAUUUAAAUUACUUAAACACAUGGAACAUGAAAAUGUGAUCGGACUUUUAGAUGCUUUUACACCAACAACUACUUUUGACAAAUUUCAGGACAUGUAUCUAGUUACCCACCUCAUGGGAGCCGAUUUAAAUUCAAUCAUACGAACCCAAACUCUUACUGAUGAUCAUGUUCAAUUCUUGGUUUACCAAAUUCUACGAGCACUUAAAUACAUUCAUUCAGCUGGGAUAAUCCACCGGGAUCUAAAGCCAAGUAACAUUGCUGUCAAUGAAGACUGUGAAUUGAAAAUUUUAGAUUUUGGCCUGGCCCGACACACUGAAGCCGAAAUGACCGGUUACGUUGCAACCCGUUGGUAUCGAGCACCAGAAAUCAUGUUAAACUGGAUGCAUUACAAUCAAACAGUUGAUAUAUGGUCAGUCGGUUGUAUCAUGGCUGAAUUAAUCACCAGUCGGACACUUUUUCCUGGUACAGAUCAUAUCGAUCAAUUGCUAAGGAUCAUGGCUGUUUGUGGUACUCCUGAUGAUGAAUUUAUGAAAAAAAUUACAUCGGAAGAGGCUCGUCGAUACAUCGCUACCUUACCUCGAAUGCCAAAGCGUAAUUUCACUGACAUAUUCAAAGGAAUUAAUCCAAAAGCUAUCGAUCUUUUAGAGAAAAUGUUGGCUCUUGAUGCCGAUCGUCGUCCAACCGCUGAACAAGCAUUAGCUCAUCCAUAUUUAGCUCAAUUCGCCGAUCCAAGUGACGAACCUACUGCUAAGCCAUUCGACGACUCUUGGGAAGAAAGGGAUAUGCCACUUGAAGAAUGGAAAAGACUAGUUUACGAUGAAAUGGUCCGAUUUGUACCCAGAAGUUGAUAUUCAACGACACAAUUUAUCAUCUUAAUCAUUAUCUUCAUUAUAAUUAUUAUUUUAAUUGCUUCACUAUUGAUACGUUUACCACUUGAAAACAUGAUCAACGGAAAAGGAUAAUCAACGGAAAUCAUUAAUUUUAUUUGAUUCGAUACUUUUUAUCAAUAAGCAAAAUCACCUUUACAAUCCCCAUGACAAAUAAUUAUGUUGAUUGUGUUUACCUUUCCCUUUUAAUCAUAAAAAUUAUACUCAACUUUUUGUUCCCUCUCUUUUUGUCUCCAUCCUUUUCCCACAACAAUUAAUUAAUGAUAAUUUACCUUUGUAAGAUUAUCAUAUUUGUACAUUAUCCAUUAAUUAAUAAUAAUAUUUAGACAAUUAAAUCUUUAAUUUACCAUUAA